AUGGUGCAGCAUUCACAUCGCAAGAAUCCUCCAUCAGUUCUUAUGAUCUUUCCAAUUCUUUCAAUUAUAUUUGCUGUUCCAAUCAAUGCCUCUACCAAGAUUUUAGAAGAAGUGGUACCGGUGGUCGUGCCCCAAGCACCAACUACAGAAAUUAAGUGCGGAGCUUGUCCGUGUGUGAACCCAUGCGGCCAACAGUCACUUCCACCGCCUCCACCGCCAAGGUUCACAUACUGUAAUACACUUCCGUCUCCUCCACCGCCUCCAAGAUUCUACUACGUCACCGGUAUGCCUGGUCAGUUGUAUGGAGUUGAUCCAGAUGAUAGGUGGAGAUAUUUCUCUAAUGGUGGGCGGAAUUUUGUGGGCGGUUUCGUUGCUUUUAUCUGGCUAUGGGUUGUUGGGGCUCUUCAUUAUCUAUUAAGCAUCCUGUAG
Gossypium raimondii (Peruvian cotton) is the source of this 429-nucleotide messenger RNA. RefSeq lists its product as uncharacterized. The coding region runs from base 1 to 429 and encodes 142 amino acids. The record is from RefSeq and is a predicted model, not a curated record. The transcript has a single exon. Lineage: Eukaryota; Viridiplantae; Streptophyta; Magnoliopsida; Malvales; Malvaceae.